UGCGGCACUUCCGGCGGGACCAGCAUGGCGGACGUCAUGGAGCUCUAUGUAUCCGAACGGGAGGGCAGUGACUCCAAUGGGGACGGGACCCGGAUGAGCCCAUUCAAGACAGUGCUGAAGGCCCUACUGACGGUCGGGAAGGAGCCAUUCCCUACUAUCUAUGUGGAUUCCCAGCAGGAGAAUGAGCGUUGGGCUCCCAUCUCCAAAUCCCAACUGAAGAAUGGGAAGAAGCUUUGGCACCGGGAGAGGCUGAGGAGCGAGGCCAAGGACAGGAGGGAGGCCGAGGACCUGAUGAGGAGGGAGAAGAACCUAGAGGAGGCCAAGAAGAUCCAGCUCCAUGAGGAUCGCAGCCUCCCCGAGGCCAAGCAGGUGAAGAUCUCAGCUCUGGAGGCCUGGAGAGGCCAACGGGUCAAGGUCCUGGGCUGGGUCCAUCGCCUGCGUCGCCAGGGGAAGAACCUGAUGUUCCUGGUGCUGCGGGAUGGGACUGGCUUCCUACAGUGUGUGCUGGCGGAUGAGCUGUGCCAAUGCUACAAUGGACUGGUGCUGUCCACCGAGAGCAGCGUGGCCGUUUAUGGGAUGUUGAGGCUGGUUCCCCCCGGGAAGCAGGCCCCCGGUGGCCACGAGCUGCACUGUGACUACUGGCAGGUUGUGGGGCUGGCCCCACCUGGGGGGGCCGACAACGUCCUCAACGAGGCCGCGGACGUGGACGUGCAGCUGAACCAGAGGCACAUCCUGCUGCGAGGCGAGGCCAUGGCCAAGGUGCUGCGGGUGCGUGCGGGGCUGCUGCAGGCCUUUAGGGAACACUACUGUGCCCAUGGGUACUGCGAGGUGACCCCCCCCACACUGGUGCAGACACAGGUCGAGGGGGGCUCGACCCUAUUCAAACUGGAUUUCUUUGGGGACGAAGCUUUUCUGUCCCAGUCCUCCCAGUUGUACCUGGAAACCUGCAUCCCGGCACUGGGGGAUGUGUUCUCUAUAGGGCCGUCCUAUAGGGCCGAGCAGUCCCGCACGCGGAGGCACCUGGCAGAGUACACCCACAUCGAGGCCGAGUGUCCCUUCAUCACCUUCGAGGACCUAUUGGAUCGUAUAGAGACCCUAGUGUGUGAUGUCCUCUAUAGGGUCCUGGCCUCCCCUGUGGCCCCAUUGAUCCAGGACCUCAACCCUGGUUUCCAGCCCCCCAAGCGACCCUUUAGACGUAUGGACUAUAGGGAGGCCAUAGAGUGGCUGAAGGAACAUGGAGUAAAGAAGGAGGAUGGGACUUACUAUGAGUUUGGGGACGACAUCCCCGAAGCCCCCGAGCGCCUCAUGACCGACACCAUAAAUGAGCCGAUCCUAUUGUGCCGCUUCCCAAGGGACAUCAAGUCCUUCUAUAUGGAACCUUGUCCAGAGGAUCCCAGUUUAACCCAGUCUGUUGACGUCCUAAUGCCCAACGUGGGGGAAGUGGCCGGCGGCUCCAUGCGCAUAUGGGACCUGGAGCAGCUACUCCAGGGUUACCAACGGGAGGGCAUCGACCCCAAAGCCUAUUACUGGUACACAGACCAGAGGAAAUAUGGGACCUGCCCCCAUGGAGGUUAUGGGUUGGGACUGGAGCGGCUGCUGACCUGGAUCCUCAACCGGCCCCAUAUCCGGGAUGUGUGUCUGUAUCCUCGCUUCCUGCAGCGCUGCCGGCCAUAAGGAUGCUCCGACCCCAUAGGAUCCCAUAGGAUCCCAUAGGAUCCCAUAGGGUUUGGGAAUGCCACAAUGGGUUUUCCUUCUGUUCCUAUGGUUAUUUAUUGCUGGGGGGAGGCGGGAUUGUGGCUGAUCCCAUUGAUCCCACCUGCAUCCCAUUGCAUCUUGGAUGUCCCCUUUACUUUGCCCUAUAGGGUUCUAUGGGGUUCUAUAGGGUUCUAUGGGGUUCUAUGGGGUUUUAUGGGGUUCUAUAGGGUGUUCUGCCCUCCCCCCUUUGCAUGUCCCUGUGCUCAGCCAAUAAACGAUGUUCCCAACGCA
Molecule: messenger RNA, 1986 nt
Organism: Melopsittacus undulatus (budgerigar)
Lineage: Eukaryota; Metazoa; Chordata; Aves; Psittaciformes; Psittaculidae
Product: asparagine--tRNA ligase, cytoplasmic-like
Exons: 15
Coding region: 25-1674 (549 amino acids)
Biological process (GO): asparaginyl-tRNA aminoacylation
Cellular component (GO): cytoplasm
Molecular function (GO): nucleic acid binding; asparagine-tRNA ligase activity; ATP binding
Source: RefSeq, a predicted model, not a curated record